AUGGCUAGCCAUUCUGAUAAAGAGCAAGAGUUGCAUGUCGAUACGGAGCCACGGUCCGAAUUCGAACCCAUUAACGAGAAACGUCUAUUGUUCAAAAUUGAUAUAUUUGUUCUGUCGUUUGUAUGUUUGCAAUACUGGAUCAAUUAUGUCGAUAGAGUCGGGUUUGCCAAUGCAUAUGUUUCUGGAAUGAAAGAAGAUCUUGGUCUCAAGGGGGACGAGUUUAAUCUGAUCAAUACAUGCUUUACAGUGGGUUACGUUUUAGGCAUGAUUCCCAACAAUUUGAUCCUUCUGGUGGUCCAGCCGCGCAUUUGGUUGAGUUUUUGCACCUUCGCUUGGGGUGUAUUGACAUUGUCGAUGUACAAAGUCACCAACUUCCGGCAAUGCUGUGCCAUUCGUUUUUUCCAAGCCGUUUUCGAGAGCUGCACUUUCUCGGGCACACAUCUUAUUCUCGGGUCAUGGUACCGCGAAAAUGAACUCACUAUCAGAUCGGCUAUUUUUACUAGUAGCGGACUUGUUGGAUCGAUCUUCAGCGGCUUUAUGCAGGUUGGAAUUCACCAUUCUCUAGACGGUCACAGAGGAUUGCCAGGUUGGAGAUGGUUAUUCAUCGUGGACUUCUUAAUUACUAUUCCAGUGGCCAUUUACGGGUUUGUAUUCUUUCCCACGACUCCCGACCAUAUGACCACGACGUCAAAUGGUCCACGUCGAUUGUUUUCUGUGCAGGAAUUGGAGUUCGCAAAGAGGAGAUUGCCGGUGCGCGAUGAACGUGCUAAGCUCGAUUGGUCUGUUGUGAGACGUGUGCUGGGGAGGUGGCAUUGGUGGCUAUUCUGCCUUCUGUGGGUUCUCGGAGGUGAGAACAUCUCAUUGGCAUCCAACUCGACAUUUGCGCUAUGGUUACAGUCGCAAGGAUACUCGCUGGCGCAGAAAAACCAAUAUCCGAUGGGGAUAUUUGCGGUAGGAAUUGCUGCUACUUGUGGCGCUGCUGUAUAUAUGGACAAGUUCCGCCGUGCACAACAUUGGCACGUUGCCGUCUUUAUUGGGGUUGUGAUGUGCGUAGUUGCGGUAAUGAUCCGCGCACAGCCCUCAAAUCCUGCCGUGCUUUUUGCUGCUCAAUAUGUGGGUGGUGUGUGCUAUGCAGCCCAAGCUAUCUUCUUCAGUUGGGCUAAUGUGGUGUGUCAAAGCGACUUACAAGAACGCGCUAUCGUUUUGGCUUCGAUGAACAUGUUUUCUGGCGCUGUCAAUGCAUGGUGGUCACUAAUAUUCUACUCAGCAACAAUGGCACCUCGUUACGAGCGUGGAUGCUACGCUUUGAUCGCCACUGCGGUUGCUAGUGGGUUUGUUGCAGGAAUUAUCCGGUGGUUCCAGCGUCGUGACAUGCAGCGCAAAUCAGAAGCACUUUGCGAGAACAUGAACUAUACUGCAGCAUUUUCGGAGCCUAAAAUGACAUCGAGAUGA
This is a messenger RNA of Lachancea nothofagi CBS 11611, 1452 nucleotides long. The record is from the annotation of a GenBank genome assembly. Lineage: Eukaryota; Fungi; Ascomycota; Saccharomycetes; Saccharomycetales; Saccharomycetaceae.